Molecule: messenger RNA, 2230 nt
Organism: Meira miltonrushii
Lineage: Eukaryota; Fungi; Basidiomycota; Exobasidiomycetes; Exobasidiales; Brachybasidiaceae
Product: MFS general substrate transporter
Exons: 1
Coding region: 256-2112 (618 amino acids)
Biological process (GO): xenobiotic detoxification by transmembrane export across the plasma membrane
Molecular function (GO): fluconazole transmembrane transporter activity
Source: RefSeq, a predicted model, not a curated record
CCUCCCCUUUGCUAUAAACGAUCAAAUCUUCUUCUUCUUAGAAUCUUUGAUUACGGCCCGGACUUUAAACAGUCACCAUGUUUGCCAAGACUGGUUGGUUGAAACAAAUGAUUAAGAUUGGAUAGGAUAUAAAUACCCAGCAGAUUCCAGGUCAAUCUCAUUCCACAUCCUCAUCAUCACAAAUUCACAAAGAGCGCAUUCAAGCUCAAAGGGCUCCAUCAUUGACAUAUCACAUUCAGACAGGCAAACAUCAUAAUGACUUCCGCAUUUGCAACAACGCCCGUUGGUAGGGCAAUCAACACGUUGAGCAAAGGAAGGUACCUUCAAACACCAGACCAAGUUCCAGGUUGGCAAAUACCAUCAUCACUAGCAGACAAGAUUGCAGGUUUACCCUCGUCUUCUACAACAGGAUCAUUUACUAGGGCAGCAAGUCAGGAAUCCAAGCGGGAUAGCAUAGAACGACUAAAGGAUCAAACACAAUCGGAGAAGCCAACGUACGAUGAUCUAGAAGCAAGUCGAGCAGAGCACAAUAAAUCGGAUGAUUUAAUCCAACGUGCAACCUCACAAGUGUUAUCAGAUGGCGCAAAUCUUACUCGUGCAGAAUCGAUCAAAAAAGCAGAAUCGAUUUCAAGAGCAAUUAGCAUUCCUGUUGCAAAAGAAAGCUCAAGCGAUGACCAUAUCAUCGUUGGAUGGUACGACGAUCAAGAUCCCGAAAAUCCAAAAAAUUGGACGUUCGGACGUAAGAUUCUAGUUACACUGGCAAUCUGUUUCUUGACAUUUUCAGUUUAUGGAGGAUCAUCAAUCAUCACUCCAAGUAUUCCAGGUGUAAUGCAAGAAUUCAAUGUUUCUCAAACGCAAGCAACCGUUACACUCUCCGCAUUCGUUUUCGGAUACGGAUUCGGUCCUCUCGUCAUUGCAUUCUGGGCUGACAUUCCAAAGAUUGGUAGAUCAACACCUUACUGGACAAGUAUGCUGGCUCUAGUGCUCUUCAAUGUCGGAGCAGCUCAUUCCAAGAGCUAUGGUACACUUGUAACGAUGAGAUUGCUGUCAGGAAUGGCAGGUAGUCCUGCGCUCGCGACUGGAGGGGCUACACUCGGGGAUAUAUGGCUGGACCUCCAACUUCCAAAAGCUAUUUCGGUGUGGGCAAUCGGAGCUGUUUGUGGUCCCGUACUAGCUCCCGUCAUCGCUGGAUGGGCAGCGAUGAACGUUGGAUGGCGAUUGCCAUAUUGGAUUUUCGUUGCAAUGUCAGGUGUCGGGUUAAUAAUUACUUUAUUUGUCCUCCCGGAAACUUUGCCCGACAACAUUUUAUACAGACGCGCUAAGAGAUUGAGGGCCUUGACUGGAAAUCAAAAAUUACGAGGUCAAGGCGAAUUAAAUCAACUCGCAAUGAAACCAAUGGACUUUCUCGUUGAAGCAAUUUAUAUGCCAAUUCGCAUAUCUUUCGAACCAAUCGUUCUCUAUUCAUCGGUAUUGUUGGGUUUGGUUUAUGCAAUCUUCUAUGCUGCCUUUGAAGCAAUUCCGAUCAUUUUUGGUGAAAUUCAUCAUUUCAACUUAGGUGAACAAACAUUACCGUUCUUGGGAUUGGGAGUGAAUGCUUUCUUUCUCACUUUACCGUUCUACAUCCUUUAUUUGGUGUACUACUUUGACCCAAGGUUCAUUGCAAACAUCAAGAAGGGAAUCAUUCGUCCCGAAGACCGUAUCAUUUUGGCCAUGCUCACUUCUCCUUUGGUCAUUAUCAGUCUGGUUUGGACAGGUUGGACGAGUAAGGCAAGCAUCAGUUAUUGGUCACCUUUGGUUGCGCUCUCUCUUUAUUUGACUCCAGUCUUCUUGCUGUUCCAAUCAAUCUUGGUCUAUCUGAGCUUCUCGUAUGUGGAACAUCAAAAUGCAGUCUUGACGGCAAAUGAUCUCAUUCGCUCAACGAUCGCAGCCGCUUUCCCUUUAUUCUCAACGGCAAUGUUCAAGCAAUUAGGACUGGGUAAAGCGUAUACAAUGCUGGCCGGUAUUUCCCUCGCUUUGAUGAUCCCUUUGUACGGAUUGUACAAGUACGGACCCAAGUUAAGGGCGAUGUCCAAAUAUGCUCAUAAUUACGAAGCCGACAUUCCCGCCCAAUGACGGAACCUUUUAUAGAAUACACUUAAUUUAGACGUUCUCGCUUAAAAAUAUAGAUUGUACCAUUCCCGUUACCUAGUCAACAUAGCAUGACCCAAUCACACAAUCUCGAUCGCCUUUC